This is a messenger RNA of Hevea brasiliensis (rubber tree), 504 nucleotides long. RefSeq lists its product as uncharacterized. The transcript has 3 exons. The coding region runs from base 1 to 504 and encodes 167 amino acids. NCBI's taxonomy places the organism in Eukaryota, Viridiplantae, Streptophyta, Magnoliopsida, Malpighiales, Euphorbiaceae. Gene Ontology annotation, molecular function: catalytic activity. The record is from RefSeq and is a predicted model, not a curated record.
AUGGACGUUGAAAUGUUGGCUCACUUUGAUGAGUGGCAACGCACUGGCCAGGAUAAUGUUUAUGAAGCUCAGGAUCAAUGGCCCACUGAGUUGCGUCGUUCACGUGUAAUUUCAGCAGUUGAUUAUGUGCAGGCACAAAGGGCACGGAGAAAAUUAAUUGAGGAAGUUAAAAACAGUUUCACAGUCGACGCAUUCAUUGGCAACGCAACUGACUGGGAAAAAGUUUGCUUGGGGAAUCUUGUAGGUCUGCCAGUAGUUGUUGUUCCAACUGGAUUUAAAAAUAUAUCUAAUCCACCUUCAAAGGAAAGUCGGAGGAGAACCACUAUGAACACUGGCAUUUAUGCUCGUCCUGACCAUGAUCACAUUGCUCUGGCAUUAGCAAUAGCUUACCAGUCAGUCACUGAUCACCAUAAGCAGCGCCCACCAAUAGACGAUCUUGGGCCAAAUGACAAGAUACCUGAUCCACCUAAAGUCGUUAUCCCUCCCAGAAGGUUGCAUCCAUAA